Messenger RNA from Cynara cardunculus var. scolymus (artichoke), 1145 nucleotides. RefSeq names its product probable phytol kinase 2, chloroplastic. Gene Ontology annotation, molecular function: kinase activity. The record is from RefSeq and is a predicted model, not a curated record. Lineage: Eukaryota; Viridiplantae; Streptophyta; Magnoliopsida; Asterales; Asteraceae. The transcript has 6 exons. Bases 62 to 1015 code for a protein of 317 amino acids.
GAGUCAAAGAGAGAGUACAUAGUGCGUAGCGUAUGAUAAUUUGUACGUUGCCUUGCUGAAAAUGACUUCCUAUUAUUACUCAACCUACCCUAUCUCGUCCUGUUCUUCUCGUGAUCCGAGAUUCCGGCUACCACAUCCCCGUUUUACAGCCAAACAUUUCAGUCUUGCUUCUUUUACCAAUCCAAUUUCAUCUUCUACUACUGUAACUGCUCGAUUUAGCUUCGGUUGGAAGUUGAAUCUUUUUGGGGGUCGUCGGAGAAUAAGGUCAGCGAUGGCUGCUGGACCAAUGUUCUUCCCGGAGAAUCCCCUUGUCGGAGAUAUUUGCGCCACGGCUUUUUCUGGCUGCUUUGCACUCUCCAUACUUCGAAUUUAUGAAGAAACUGCCAGGAGAGGGAUUUUUGACCAGAAACUAAAUAGGAAGCUUGUACAUACCACAAUUGGGCUGGCAUUCAUGUUAUGCUGGCCUCUCUUCAGUUCAGGCCAUCGAGGAGCAGUUUUAGCAGCUCUUAUUCCUGGUGUCAACAUUGUAAAAGUGCUUCUCAUAGGACUUGGGAUAUGGAAAGAUGAGGCAGCUGUGAAAUCUAUGAGCAGAUAUGGAGACCACAGAGAACUUAUCAAGGGACCAUUGUACUAUGCUUCCACCAUCGCUUUGUCUUCUGUAAUUUACUGGAGAACGUCCCCAAUUGGAAUCGCUGCAAUUUGCAAUCUUUGUGCCGGAGAUGGUAUGGCUGACAUUGUUGGAAGGCAAUUUGGAAAGAAGAAGAUCCCAUAUAACAAAGACAAAUCUUUUGCAGGCAGCAUUGCCAUGGCAGCUGCCGGUUUCAUUGCAUCUGUCGGGUACAUGCAUUAUUUCUCCAUGUUUGGCUUCGUUGAAGAAAGUUGGCAAACGAUCUUUGGCUUCCUGGUCGUUUCUAUUGCUAGUGCAUUGGUCGAAUCUCACCCCUUAAGCACGAAAUUUGACGACAAUCUCACGGUGCCGCUCGCAUCUCUUUUGGUCGGAAUGUUAGUUUUUUGAUCCCACAGCGUAUGUUUGAUUUCCUAUGUACAAUUUCUUAUGUACUUGUAUCAUGUUUAAUCAACACUCUUCCGGCAUUAGUCGUGUUGUAUUGAUAAUAGACCUCCCUGCCUUCAAGUUUUCGUUCUCC